AGUCUAAUUUUUAAUUUCCCCAAUUGUUACAAUGAGCGAUGAUGAUCGAGACAUAGAUGUGGAAAGUGAUGAAGGUGAUGACUCCGAUUCGCGUCAAGCAACAAGCAGACAAAAUGCAGGAGGUCAAUAUUAUUCACAGGCAGAAAAGAGAGCUCACCAUAAUGCUUUAGAGAGAAAACGUCGUGAUCAUAUAAAAGACAGUUUUAGUAGUUUAAGAGAUUCUGUACCUGCAUUGAACGGAGAAAAAGUGGCUAGCCGAGCUCAAAUUUUAAAAAAGGCAGCGGAAUAUAUUGUUUUUAUGAGAAAAAAGAAUAGUUCCCAUCAACAAGACAUUGAAGAUCUAAAGAGGCAAAACAAUUUGUUAGAGGCUCAAAUACGCACCUUAGAAAAGGCAAAAACAACGGGGGAUAUUAAAGAUGAUGUAUUUAUUGAAACAGAGUCAGAUACAUCAGAUUUUGAAGGUUCUAUUCAGCAAAGGAGGCCCAAGAAGAUGAAAGUUGUAUCUUACCAUUCAAUUAAUAAGGAAUGACAAAUAAACCAUCAAGAGUUGCAAUAAUUUCUGGAAAUGAAGUUGUCACAAAUAAGAUUGUCAAAGGAAAUAUCACUCUUUAGAAAUGUUGAGCCCAAUCAACAUAUUGGCUGUCAUCUAUUUAAGUGUUAUUUAAUUUUAAUAACUAGAUUUUUUAUACUUUACAAUGUUCGUCAGAACCUCUAACAUGGUUAUAUAUAUAAUUAUAUUGUUUUGGUAAAUGUGUUUCUAGUUUUAUCACAAACUAUUAUUAAGUCUUAGCUGAUAGUAAACAUUUUUUAAAUAAAAAAUGAGACUGGAUUUGUCAGUUGUAAAAAUGAAUGUGUAUAAUAAAUUUAUUUCUUAACA
Messenger RNA from Diabrotica balteata, 877 nucleotides. The record is from the annotation of a GenBank genome assembly. Lineage: Eukaryota; Metazoa; Arthropoda; Insecta; Coleoptera; Chrysomelidae.